Messenger RNA from Liolophura sinensis, 933 nucleotides. Its product is annotated as transmembrane protein 272-like. The transcript is spliced from 4 exons. The record is from RefSeq and is a predicted model, not a curated record. NCBI's taxonomy places the organism in Eukaryota, Metazoa, Mollusca, Polyplacophora, Chitonida, Chitonidae. Bases 1 to 933 code for a protein of 310 amino acids.
AUGUCGAUGCUGACCCGAACUGGUACAACUAUCAGGAAACACCGAAGGCGGCAGAGCGGAAAAAGUCGAAGAGGGUCGGCACCGACGAUACUCCUGCCCAGCUCAGCCCCACCCGUCACACCAGUUUCAUUCAACAUAGACGUUAACGAAAAUGCUCUGCUCAACUUACAAACUUCACCUGCGAAGAGUGUGUCGUUUACGCUAGAGAAGGGCUACUCGCCGAUUCCGAGCAGUGCCAGUCGAGAAGUUGAAGUGGUACCGGAAAUAAAGCCUGCAUACGGCACAGCGGGCUCAGAUCUGUUUGCCGGAGACCUACCACGUGACCGGAGUUAUUCCUUCAUUACCACAUUACAGGAUGCCAACCUGGAAGCUGAUGGAGCUUGCGACUUUGUCAACAAAGGCUUUUUUAUACUUGGAAACACACGUCUCUUCACUCUCUUCAUCGGGUUGAUGAUCUCUUUUCCACUGGCCAUGAUAACGGCUGGUGGAAAAUAUCUGGAGGAGUGUCCGAAGGAACCGAAAAUCCCAAUCUACCUGUUGGUUGGCGGUUGUUUCGGGCUGAUUAAGUUGCUGUUCCUGAUGUGGCGGCAGGCACGUCAUGGUUACGACGAUAAUCUAGACGAAAUCGUAAUGGACGCGGACACUGGCGAUGUCAUGGCGAUAUGGCGGAUGACAAACAUCUCCCUCUCAUUGUUUCUCUCUAUUUGGUUCAUUCUGGGAAACUAUUGGGUCUUCAGCAUAUGGAUUCCCAAAUUCAAGGCACCUCUGCACGACCCACAGAACUGGUGCGAAAAACAUGUGUUCAUGUUUGCCUUUUGGCAAAUCGUCGUGUGCUACGGCUUAAUGGGCGUUUUCUUGCUUUUAUGUUUUUUCUUCUCCUGUUGCCACUGGAUACUACGGUGUUUGUCAUCAUCAGCUGACAGUUUUUGUUAG